AUGGCAAUCAUCUUUCUCUGUCUUUGUUUGUUGAUGAAAAGUGUUCCUUAUGGGACUGUCGACGACGACGCCCACAAGGAGCUAUGUACUGCCAACCUGACCAUCUUCAACAAGCUUAUCAAGAACGCACUUCACACAACAUGGCAAACUUAUACACUUGAAGACGUAGUAUUGCGGAGAAUCUUAGAAAGCCUUAGUUAUCCGGAGCUUCGUGGAAGUCCGGGGAUACCAAACCUUCAAGAAAACAUGAAAAGUGACUCUGUAGCCUUUUUCACUAUGGAAUAUCGCAAACCCUUGCUUCUUGGGGUGGAGGAUCUCAGCCUUUUUGAUGAUGAUGUUGAUGAUGAUUCGCAUUCGAAUAAGAGGAAAACUCCACCUUGUUCUGAGAGCAAGAGAACUGACAAAAGAUCUUCAUAUGGACAUGUUUCCGAGUAUUCCUCUAAAUAA
This is a messenger RNA of Arabidopsis thaliana (thale cress), 447 nucleotides long. RefSeq lists its product as uncharacterized. The transcript is spliced from 2 exons. NCBI's taxonomy places the organism in Eukaryota, Viridiplantae, Streptophyta, Magnoliopsida, Brassicales, Brassicaceae. Bases 1 to 447 code for a protein of 148 amino acids. The record is from RefSeq and is marked reviewed.